This is a messenger RNA of Mirounga angustirostris (Northern elephant seal), 3417 nucleotides long. RefSeq names its product translocase of inner mitochondrial membrane 22 (gene TIMM22). The record is from RefSeq and is a predicted model, not a curated record. Gene Ontology annotation, cellular component: TIM22 mitochondrial import inner membrane insertion complex. Gene Ontology annotation, molecular function: transmembrane protein transporter activity. Gene Ontology annotation, biological process: protein insertion into mitochondrial inner membrane. Bases 294 to 878 code for a protein of 194 amino acids. Lineage: Eukaryota; Metazoa; Chordata; Mammalia; Carnivora; Phocidae. The transcript has 4 exons.
CCUACAGCUCCCUGUCCCCACCGCGCUGCAGCCCCGAGGAAGAGGGCGCUUUCUGGUGACUCUGACUCUUGAUGCUGCACGAGCCUGAUUCGGCAUUCACAAGAGGCUUUUGGGGGAACAUCUCUCUUUCGCUGGAUGCACGAACGGACUUUGCUGUCGCGGUUUACUGGACUUGUUCGUUGUGGCGAAUCUGCCGUUGCGGCGCGGUGGCUAGGCGCGCAGGGCCCUGACGUGAGGCUCGCGGAAUCUGCUGCGGGAGGAAGAACGCCAGGGUUUCUCGGGCAACUGCAGUCAUGGCGGCCACGGCCCCCAGUGCGGGCGCCUCCGCGCCUGAGGCGGCGGCUUCCGCCGAGGCCCCGCUGCAGUACAGCCUUCUCCUGCAAUACCUGGUGGGCGACAAGCGUCAGCCCCGGCUCCUGGAGCCCGGCAGCCUGGGCGGGAUCCCGAGCCCGACCAAGAGUGAGGAACAGAAGAUGGUCGAGAAGGUGAUGGAAAGCUGUGCCUUCAAGGCAGCGCUGGCCUGCGUGGGAGGAUUUGUCUUGGGAGGUGCGUUUGGGGUGUUCACUGCCGGCAUUGAUACCAAUGUGGGCUUUGACCCUAAGGAUCCUUACCGUACGCCGACAGCAAAGGAAGUUCUUAAAGACAUGGGACAGAGAGGAAUGUCCUACGCCAAAAAUUUUGCCAUUGUGGGCGCCAUGUUUUCUUGCACUGAGUGUUUGGUAGAAUCUCACCGGGGAAGGUCAGAUGGGAGGAACAGCGUCAUUAGUGGCUGCAUCACGGGGGGAGCCAUCGGUUUCAGAGCUGGCUUAAAGGCCGGGGUCAUUGGGUGUGGAGGUUUUGCUGCUUUCUCUGCUGCCAUUGAUUAUUACCUACGGUGAGAGUUCCUGCCUCCAGGGAAGGACGCUGCCAGCCCAGCAUCAGAGCUGCUCUGUGGAGGCCAGUUUUGUCCCACUGCAGGGCCCUCGCUUCAGAGACCGCAGACCCUUGUUUUCCCUCCUACCGUUGGUGUCGUGAGGGAGCCACCUGGCUGCCGCCUGCCUCCACCUCUGAGGAGCCACAUUCUCUGCUCCUGGGUUCCCGCCACGCUGUGUGGGGGAUGUGCCAUGCAUGCCAGCCUCUCUCGGGCAGAUCAGGAGUGUGGUGGCUGGUAGGAAUGAAGUUCCCUAAGGGUUCCGUCCCGACCACGGCUGGCCCUCCGGUGGUUCUGUGCGGUGGGACCAGAGGUGACUGGACACGUACCAGGAAGCUCGUGUACUUCGGAACUCCACGCGGUCGUCCGUCCCACAUGGCAGGGCAGAGUAAAUGUAGACUGGCCAGCCCAUCAUGUCAUUUUGUUUAGUGUUCUGCGAUCUUUGUUUAAAAAGUUAGAUUAUAGUUUAAAAGGUUGGUUGGUUUUUCGGGGGGAGGAACAGUGACAGCGUGGUCCCAUCCCCUCCUCCUCCACUUCCCAUUACGAACAAUAAAGGCUUUUCAUACCAUAAAAUAAAUGAAUAAAUAAAAGGUUGGUUUAUUUUUAUUUUCAAAUUCCAUGAGUCCCCAAAAUGGUGCCAGGUGGCCCAGAGAUUGGACAUCCAGAGGGGGAGUGAGAAAGUUCCUGAGAAGUGUGGGAAUGUUCGAUUCUCAGGGUUUGCAGAAUAGCGUUCUGAGAUUGUUACUUCAGCCAGGGCCUGCCCUCCAAGACGCCCAGCCCAGCCGUGUCCUAGGAUACACUGAAAUUCCAUGCUUAAGCCCUGGCCUCUUCUAAAAACCCUCCUGUGGGCUGGCUGAUGGGAAUGCCUGCGGUCCGGGCCACACUGGCUUUAGGCUCUGACCGCUGGACCAGGCCCAGCUCAAGGACACGCUGUGUGAAGAGUCCUGCUGUGGUCCUCCUGAUGAGUCCAUCAGCAGCGGCUGGUGAAGAUCGGACGGCGUUGAGGGGCCGUUCUCCACUACCCUUGUUCUCUGGUACCAGGUUUUUUUGUUUGUGUUUUUUUUAAAGAUUUUAUUUAUUUAUUUGACAGCGAGAGAGGGAACACAAGCAGGGGGAGUGGGAGAGGGAGAAGCAGGCCUCCUGCUGAGCAGGGAGCCCGAUGUGGGUCUCGAUCCCAGGACCCUGGGAUCAUGACCUGAGCCGAAGGCAGACGCUUAACGACUGAGCCACCCAGGCGUCCCUGUUUGUUUUGACACAUUAGUGUUUUUUGACCUAAAUGGUCUUUUUCUGACAAAAGACUCAGCCUAUUGUGUGCCCUGGAGCAAAAAAAUAGGCUUUUAUGGUUGGGAUCUGCUGUGAGUGCUUCUUCACUCUGGUCCUUUGGUGAGGACACGAAGGGAAUGAGCUCAGGCUUUCCCACGUGGGGAAAUCAUAGGCUUGGUGGGACCGUGUAAUUCCAGCCACCUUCAGCCAGCGGUAAUGUCUCCUGUUCUGCACACUGACUCCUUCACCUUGUUUUGCUUUCUCCCCUUUUUUCUGCUGUCUUCUAGCUUACGCCGCCCCCCCAACCAGAAUUCAGACUUGGCUGAGACGUCCAGAUGUCCAGGGGUGUGUGUGUAUGUGAGUGAGGACGUCAAACUCAGCCAGUAACCCCUUCCUCUGGCCAGGCCUGCUGCUUCCUCGGCAGUGGACGGGAGCUGACGCGCAGGGCUUAUGUCCUUGUGUGGUGGAGUCUUGUAAUAUCCAGCCCAGUCUCACAGGUCUGAGGCUUCACUGCUCCUCAGCUAGCUGGAGUAUCCUCAGAGGCCUGGGGACAAAGUCAGGAGUGUUUCCUAUACUGUCCUAGGUAAGUCACUUCUAAGCCCUUGGAGGGCAAGAGCAGACGCUCCUAGCUGGCAGCUGGCAAAGCGCCUGGAUGCCUGGCGUCUUCCACCCGCCGGCCUAGCAGGGAGGGUCCCAGCAGGGAGGGUCCCGUGUGCUGAGCGAGGCCCGGAAAUGCUGCCUCUCUGACUGCCUCGGAGCAGAUGAGCCCUCGGGCUGUCAGUAGCCAUCAUUUCAAUAAGCCAAGCGUCCACAUGGACUAUUCAGUCAAGAAAGGAGAUGAAUAGUUUCCUGUUUUAGAUGGCUAAGGAGUCAGUAUGAGCUCAUAAACCAAACACCAAUUUUCAGAGACAUCUGUUCCUGAUCUCCAGAAUAAACAUAGUGUCCAAUGGCUUAGGCUGGUGGGAACCUCUAUCAACCCCACUGGCUCUCCUAAAGGGAGGCCGGGCCCCCCAGGGGAUCCAGCCUCUCCAACAAUCAGACUGGGCCAAAAGGCUGCCCCAAAGACGCCCACUUCCGAUGAAACUGUAGAGAAAAGUUUGCAUAAAAUAAGAAGCCUCCACUUGGAUCGACACCUUUCUGCCAUCUCUCGGAGGGAUACUGAUGGCCAGGUCUUUGGUGGGGCGUUUGUCCUUCAUGAAAGGAAUCUCGCUGGUGACCGACUUGGAGGCCCCUGUGAAGCACAG